Rubroshorea leprosula is the source of this 2305-nucleotide messenger RNA. Lineage: Eukaryota; Viridiplantae; Streptophyta; Magnoliopsida; Malvales; Dipterocarpaceae. The record is from the annotation of a GenBank genome assembly.
AGUGAAAAAAUUGGUUGAACUUGGGUUUUCUGUCUUCAAGUCUUCAGUUCCCCCCGGCAGAAAAAACCUCAAAAAACCUCUGAUUCCUAGUCCGAGGCUAGUUUGCGAAAUCCUAGGAAAAAGGGGUAAGAAGAGAGAGAGAGGAAAGAAUGAAUGAAGAGUUCAUGUCGAAGUUCAGUUUUUGUCAAAAUCCCAUACAAAAUCUACUGGAAACGUCGAUAUUCAACAAAGACAAACCUCACAACCUGGUUCAACAAAUACGUGGAUAAGAACGAUGUGUUCUCCUGGAACUCGGUCAUCGCUGAGUUGGCUCGGAGCGGAGACUCUUUGGAAGCCCUCCGCGCUUUUUCUUCAAUGCGGAAGCUCUCUCUCCAGCCCAAUCGCUCCUCUUUCCCUUGCACUAUCAAAUCCUGUUCUGCUUUGCUCGAUCUUCAAUCGGGCAAACAGACCCAUCAACAAGCCUUCAUCUUUGGCUAUGAAUCUGACCUUUUUGUCUCAUCAGCUCUCAUUGAUAUGUACUCCAAAUGCGGCCAAUUGAGGGACGCACGUAUACUGUUCGACGACAUUCCUCAGAGAAAUAUCGUGUCUUGGACCUCAAUGAUCACCGGGUAUGUACAAAACCACAAUGCCCACGAAGCCUUAUCUCUCUUUAAACAGUUCUUGAUAAAGGAGAGUGAAAUUGGUGGUGGUGGUGGUGGUGGUGCUGCUGCUGCUGCUGCUGCUGCUGACGGGGAGAUAUUUAUCGAUUCAGUCGCUAUGGUUUCUGUUAUUUCUGCGUGUUCUCGCCUUCCAGCCAAGGGUGUCACUCAAGGGGUUCAUGGACUGGUAAUAAAGAGGGGAUUUGAUAUAGAUGUGAGUAUUGGAAAUACUUUACUGGACGCUUAUGCAAAGAGCGGCGAGGUGUGUGUGUCUCGGAAGGUGUUUGAUGAAAUGGCAGAGAGGGACGAUGUUUCUUGGAAUUCUAUGAUUGCUGUGUACGCACAAAAUGGAUUAUCUGCUGAGGCUUUGGAGGUUUUCUAUGGAAUGGCAAGGGAGUCUGGAGCCCGUUACAAUGCAGUGACAUUAUCAGCUGUACUUCUAGCCUGUGCUCAUUCUGGGGCUCUGCGAGCUGGCAAGUGCAUACAUGAUCAGGUUAUAAGGAUGGGUUUGGAGGACAGUGUAAUAGUAGGUACCUCUAUUAUUGACAUGUAUUGUAAAUGUGGAAAAGUUGAAAUGGCACGAAAGGCAUUUGAUUGCAUGAAGGAGAAAAAUGUUAGGACGUGGACUGCCAUGGUUGCUGGCUAUGGAAUGCAUGGCCGUGCCAGAGAAGCUCUAAAAGUCUUCUAUGAGAUGCUAUGGGCAGGGAUGAGACCCAAUUACAUAACAUUUGUUUCAGUUCUUGCUGCUUGUAGCCAUGCCGGUCUGGCACAAGAAGGUUGGCAUUGGUUCAAUGCAAUGAAAAAUGAAUUCAAUGUAGAACCUGGCGUGGAGCAUUAUGGAUGCAUGGUUGAUCUUCUCGGGCGAGCCGGAUAUCUUGAUGAUGCUUACAAUCUGCUGAAGGGCAUGAAGGUGAAGCCUGAUUUUGUAAUAUGGGGUUCACUUCUUGGGGCUUGUAGAAUUCACCACAACGUGGAGCUUGGGGAGAUAGCAGCAAGAAAAUUGUUUGAAUUGGACCCAAAUAAUUGUGGAUACUAUGUCUUGCUGUCUAACAUAUAUGCUGAUGCUGGAAGGUGGAAAGAUGCUGAGAGCAUGAGAAUACUCAUGAAGGAUCGUGGGCUGGUUAAACCGCCUGGAUUCAGUUUGGUUGACCUAAAAGGCAAGGUUCAUGUGUUCCUGGUCGGAGAUAAAGAUCAUCCUCAACAUGAGAGUAUUUAUGAGUAUCUCGAAGAAAUAAAUGUGAAGUUGCAAGAAGUUGGUUAUAUCCCCAAUAGGACGUCAGUUCCUCAUGAUGUUGAUGAGGAAGAGAAGGAAAUGAGCCUCCGUGUUCAUAGUGAGAAGCUGGCCGUUGCAUUUGGCAUAAUGAAUACGGUUCCAGGUUCAACAAUCCAGGUGAUUAAGAAUCUUAGAGUUUGUGGUGAUUGCCAUGUAUUCAUUAAGUUGGUCUCAAAGAUUGUCGAAAGAGAAAUUGUUGUGAGAGAUGCAAAGCGAUUUCAUCACUUUAGGGAUGGAUUCUGCUCGUGCGGAGAUUAUUGGUGACGCAUAGCCGAAUCGGCUCUGUUGAGAAAAUGAGGCACAAUCCUUUCUAAUGGAAUCUUGUUGUGUAUUGUGAAGUCGUUAAUUUGCUUAAGUGCAUUGUAUCCAAAUCCAAAAAAUGAGCCUCCAUUUU